Rana temporaria (common frog) is the source of this 2870-nucleotide messenger RNA. It is a transcript of the gene LRCH1, whose product is annotated as leucine rich repeats and calponin homology domain containing 1. NCBI's taxonomy places the organism in Eukaryota, Metazoa, Chordata, Amphibia, Anura, Ranidae. Gene Ontology annotation, molecular function: protein binding. The transcript is spliced from 20 exons. The record is from RefSeq and is a predicted model, not a curated record. Bases 360 to 2504 code for a protein of 714 amino acids.
UAGGUGGGAGGGAUGGAUGCUGAGCUGUGACAUGAGCCCGCAGUCACACUGUACAGAGGAUGUGACCAGUCCCAGCACCAGGCUCAAUGACAGAGGAAAAGUGGGCAGGAAACUGUCUGUGCUCCAUUGUGUCGUAUGACAGACCAAUGAGGGAGUGGAUGCCAUGACAGCUCGGGGGGACCUGUGAAGUUGUGUGACAGGAAGCAGUGUGUACCGGAGGAGUGCAGGCUGUAUGCCAGGAUAUACGGCGGGGAGGACAUGCGCCCUGUGCCUGCACACUCCCGGCGGCAGGAAACCCUCCACAGGAAAGCCGAGUGACCGCCUCACCGGACUAUCCGCUCUCCUCUCUCCGGGGGAACAUGGCGACUCUGGGCACCGAGUGUCCGCCUUACCCCAACCUUCCCACCACCACCGCUCUGCCCCACACCCCGUACCACCACCCUACCACCGCCCUGCCUCACACCACCAACUUCACCCUCAGUCUGCCGCUCAACCGGGGCCUGGAGAGGGCGCUAGACGAGGCGGCCAACUCCGGGAUACUCAACCUCAGUGCCAGGAAACUCAAGGAGAUUCCCCGGAGUACCGGGAGCCACGACCUCACCGACACCGUGCAAGCAGACUUUUCUAAGAAUAGGCUGACAGAAGUGCCGGUUGAAGUCUGCCAUUUUGUGUCACUAGAAGCACUCAACUUAUACCACAAUUGUAUCAAAAUUAUUCCUGAGGCAUUAGCAAAUUUACGGAUGUUAACUUACUUAAAUAUAAGUCGAAAUCAGCUCUCAUCGUUGCCAGCCUGCAUAUGUGGUCUUCCUCUUAAAGUCUUAAUUGCAAGUAAUAAUAAGAUUGGGUUUCUGCCAGAGGAAAUAGGUCAACUGCAGCAGUUAAUGGAGCUGGACAUCAGCUGCAAUGAAAUAACAUCUUUGCCACAGCAAAUAGGCCUUUUGAAGUCUCUACGAGAAUUAAAUGUAAGAAGAAAUUAUUUAAAAGUUCUACCUCAAGAAAUUGUAGAUCUUCCCUUGGUAAAAUUAGAUAUUUCCUGCAAUAAAGUACUGAUGUUGCCACUUUGUUUUCAAAAAAUGGUGCAAUUACAAGUUUUAGUUUUGGAGAAUAACCCACUACAAUCUCCUCCUGCACAGGUUUGUAUUAAAGGAAAAAUACAUAUAUUCAAAUAUCUAAGUAUACAGGCUUGCCAGAUUGAAAAAACAGGUGAAUUUUAUCUUCAUUCUAUUGAAAGACCAAUUCUGCAGCAACAUGUUGAGGAAAGCAUCGAAGACAUAUUCCCAAUAAAGAAAGACUCAGACUCUGGAGUGGGCAGUGACAGCGGUGAGAAGCGUUUAUCAGCCUUAGAGCCUUGUGAUGAAGAUUCAGCCAGCCCCAGUGUGCCAAUGUCAGAUAUAUUGGAAGAAGAAAAUCUUGUCAAAGAAGAGUUAGAUCAGCAAUUUCAUAAUUUAAUGAAAGUUGAAUGUCAUCAGGAUUAUAUCCUAAAUUCUGCAGACGAGUCAGAAAAAUCAAUGUGCCAAUAUAAAGCGGAUGCAGAUGCCAGCUGCACAAAGUUUUUGAGUUACAGCCAGUCAAAAGCAGCUGAAUUUGAUGAACCUCUACAAAUACAGGAAGAAACACCAUGGUGUAUACAAAACAGGAAACAUAGUUUGGAACAAGAAGAAAUUCAUGCAGGAAUGAUAGAACAGUUAAGAGAAGCAGUUGAUAUGUUACAAGAUCCUAUAAGAUUAAGAAUGGAAAUUGAAGACAGCACUGAAUUGUUUAAUACACAGACCUCUCCAUCUGAUCCAAACAGAUCUACAGUAAAUGGCCAAGUGGAGUUACAGAUGUCUCCAAUAUUGCAGAAUGACACUCUGAAUGAGAAUGAAGCAUGCAAUAACUCCGAGGAAGAGGAUGAAAAUAAUACUCCUAGCAUGUCUCCAGUACACAACUCUGUGGCAUUUGGGCUGAAGUCUCGAUCUGACCCGUCCCUCACUCUUCCUCCUAUCUCCUUCAACAAAAUUACACAGGCACAAAAUUGGGACAGUUAUAACAAGGACAUGGCACCAGAAGGAGACAUUGACAAUGUUUUUACGAGGCCACAGAGGAAUUUGGAAUCGGUGGAUCCCCAGUUUACAAUACGAAGAAAAAUGGAGCAAUUGAGAGAGGAGAAAGAACUCCUAGAGGGCCUGCGUGAGAAUAUUGAAAUCAGAUUAAAGAUCUGUCUUCCUGAAGAUCUAGGAUCAGCUUUGAUGGAUGGAGUUGUUCUGUGUCACUUAGUGAAUCAAAUCCGCCCCCGGUCAGUAGGGAGUAUCCAUGUACCCUCUCCAGCUGUUCCCAGACUCAGUAUGGCUAAAUGUAGGAGAAAUGUUGAGAAUUUUCUAGAAGCAUGUAGAAAACUGGGAGUACCAGAGGAGAAGCUUUGUUUACCACAUCACAUCCUAGAAGAAAAGGGAUUAAUGAAAGUGAGCAUUACAGUCCAAGCACUUCUAGAUGUAACCACAACCAAGCAGGCCUUAAUUUUAUGAAACUAUUGCACCCUGUUUAACCCUAUGGUGACAUCGUGUUUUCUACAGGCUGCCUAAAGAGAGUAAUGUGGGAAAAAAGGAAUUUUGCCUCACAGCGAGGCACUGCUAAGGAGAUGCUGAGUGAAUGCAAGACAGAAAGUUGGUUUAACAUUCCAUAAAGGAAGGGCGUUGAGCGAAUUUUGCACAGCAUAAUUAACCUAUACGUAAACUGUACAUUCUCAGCCCUUACUUCAAAAGAUUGCUAAAUAUCAAUUAAUGCUGUCCUCCCAAAUUGUUUAUUUGCAUUCUUCCAAUUAUGGUGUGUUAUUGUAUUCUGUGAUGGAACAGCAGAAUAGUGAGCAGUGUUUGUUCUACCCAGUCCAUAGA